Daphnia pulicaria is the source of this 1806-nucleotide messenger RNA. Its product is annotated as trimethylguanosine synthase-like. The transcript has 11 exons. Gene Ontology annotation, biological process: 7-methylguanosine cap hypermethylation; 7-methylguanosine RNA capping. NCBI's taxonomy places the organism in Eukaryota, Metazoa, Arthropoda, Branchiopoda, Diplostraca, Daphniidae. Gene Ontology annotation, cellular component: nucleus. Gene Ontology annotation, molecular function: RNA cap trimethylguanosine synthase activity. The coding region runs from base 291 to 1757 and encodes 488 amino acids. The record is from RefSeq and is a predicted model, not a curated record.
CUAGAUACAAAAACAAACAGUGACUGAAUGAGUGAAUGCACGGCUACAAACGGUGUCUGUCGAAACUUCUUCUAUUUUUAUUAGUACUGUUUUCACUUCUUAUUUACAUUACUAGUACCAUCGGUAACUGUUUUGAGUAGGGUACUGAUUGUGUUCAUUGGAUUUAUUUUAAUUAACUAUACGUAUUUACGUGUACUUGGCUUAGUUUCUCACCACCGUGUCCCCACUAAGACCCCACUUUCCAAUCGGACUUUCCUGCAUAGGCAAGAUCUUGAAUUUUACAAAAAAAAAUGUUCAGACACAGAAGCAUGGUAGGUUACAAUGCUGUUGCGGAUGAACAAAUUGCACAGUAUGUGAAGUCUGGCCUUAAUAAACUCGACGAUGAAGACACCCAGAAUGUCCAGCAGCUGCCUCAAAUACUUGAAAAAAAGGAGAUGAAAAAGUACUGGGCUCAAUGCUAUAAAUUGUUUUCAAAGUUUGACAAGGGCAUUCAAUUGGAUUACAAUUCGUGGUUUUCGGUAACGCCAGAACGAACUGCUCGACACAUCGCAGAAAGAUGCCGCUGCGACUUGAUAGUUGAUGCGUUUUGUGGAGCCGGAGGAAAUUCCAUCCAGUUUGCAUUCAAGUGUGAAAGAGUCAUUGCGAUCGAUAUCGAUCCUUCAAAAAUAGAGCUAGCUAGGCAUAAUGCAUCGGUAUACGGUGUAGCCGAUCGAAUUGAAUUCAUCGUCGGAGAUUUUAUUCAAUUGGCUCCUAGUCUGAAGGCAGAUGUAGUCUUUCUCUCGCCUCCGUGGGAUGGACCAAAAUACCUCUCAACCCCCCAAUUGUGUUUGGAAGAUAUGCAACCUAAUGGAAUCGACAUAUUUGAAGCAGCACAAAAGAUUACGUCAAACCUGGCUUACUUUCUUCCAAGGAACACUAAUGUAGAUCAACUGGUUGGACUCGCCACUGAUGGUGUAGCUGAAAUCGAACCAAACAUCUUGAAUAAUAAAGUCAAAACUAUUACCGCCUAUUAUGGAGAAUUGAUUCUUGAACCCUACAACGCUGUUGCGGGUAAACAAAUUGCAAAGUACUUAAAGUCUGGUCUUAAAAAGCAACAAGAUGAUGAAACCCAGAAGGUCCUGCAGCUGCCUGAAAUACCUGAAAACAAGGAGUUGAAAAAGUACUGGGCUCAACGCUAUAAACUGUUUUCAAAAUUUGACAAAGGCAUUCGAUUGGAUUACGAUUCGUGGUUUUCGGUAACGCCAGAACGCAUUGCUCGACACAUUGCAGAAAGAUGCCGCUGCGAUUUGAUAGUUGAUGCGUUUUGUGGAGCCGGAGGAAAUUCCAUCCAGUUUGCAUUCAAGUGUGAAAGAGUUAUUGCGAUAGAUAUCGAUCCUUCAAAAAUAGAGCUAGCUAGGCAUAAUGCAUCGGUAUACGGUGUAGCCGAUCGAAUUGAAUUCAUCGUCGGAGAUUUUUUUCAAUUGGCUCCUAGUCUGAAGGCAGAUGUAGUCUUUCUUUCGCCUCCGUGGGGUGGACCAAAAUAUCUCUCAGCGCCCCAAUUUUGUCUGGAAGAUAUGCAACCUAACGGAAUCGACAUAUUUGAAGCAGCACAAAAGAUUACGUCAAACCUGGCUUACUUUCUUCCAAGGAACACUAAUGUAGAUCAAUUGAUUGGAAUCGCCACUGAUGGUGAAGCUGAAAUCGAACAAAACAUCUUGAACAAUAAAGUCCAAACUAUUACCGCCUAUUAUGGAGGAUUGAUUCUUGAUCCAUGGUGACUUUAGAUUUUAUGCAAAUAAAGAAAUCGCACAGAUCUACUGUCUGAAA